AAGAGAAGAAGAAAAAUCGUGGCUGUUUUUAAUGCAGUCAUAUUAACUGACACCUCUAGAGGAAUGUUCCCCCAAAAUAAAUGACAUAUGUAUUCUACAGUUGUUUUUAAUUUUAGCACAUGUCCAUAGAUCUGCAUCUGGGCCACCAGGCAGGAAUAUCACAAUGAAACUCACAAUGUUUGACUGGAGACGUUUGUAACAGUUUGGAAGUGAAAACCACCCAUGACAAUUUAAAUACCAAUAGACCUGUAUUGAAUACUGCUGUCUGAUGAAAUUGCAUCUCACAUCAGCAUGUGUUGCUAAGGCUGUAAACAAGAGGAAGCUGAAUCCCCUGGGGAGAUGUGCAGGGCUGCAGAUACUGAGAGCCAUGUCAAGUGCGGUCGCAAGGUAAGAAUACCGUAUAAUCCGCCAAAGUGAGGGUGGAUUGGAUGAUCUGCAUAUGGAUGCUUCAUCUGCAGGGUCCCAACUCUCCCUUUGCUUCGUCAAACAGUGAUUGGCUCCUGCAAAGUAAAUCUCCUAUCAGAGAGCUCUACAGAUAAAGUCCUCACUUAUCCCCGUGAUGGAGGAGGGAGCAGGGAGAACAAAGCCAAGUGACCCCCACUUUCAAAACACAGUGGGAUGCAUGUGUGUGUAUUACCCAAUGGGAGCUUUAAUAGAGCCAGAGCCUCUCUUGAUUGUGACUCUGAAAGAGGGAGAGGGUGAAGGGAAGAAGGGGAGCAGAGCAGCAGAGCUACCAGGCAAAGUAGAGCGGGCACGACAACUUCUGCAGUGCCGGUGACACUGGUAAGUGGCGCGGACAUCAGCACACAGCUGGAUUUAAACUUUACAAUAUUUUAGUUCACUGUGUAUUUUCAUACAUUUGGUGUAUUUCAUAUAUUUGGUAUUUGGUGGCGUGGCUGGUAACCUUUUUUUCAAUGUCAGCUCAAUGUGAGAGGAGGAAAAGUUAAUUUAGUUCGUUUCUGUGUCUGUGAUGCAACUUUUCUGCCCUUUGCAUCUUCAGUUGUUUUUUUGUUUUUUUUACCUCGCUUUGUUAAAACAGCAAAAUCAAUACACCUGUAUUUUACAUAAGCCUUUUAUGGUAUCCUUACAUAAGAAGACUCAGUUCCACAUCCUGGACUGUUGCAGUAUCUGCUACAAUGCAAGUGGAAACGGAGCCAGAUGAGUUUGGCAGAGUGUGCAGGGCCCUCGGUGUCAAGUGGACACAAAGGUUGCAGCUUAAACGCACGUGUCAGGAUUUGGUUACCUGUCCAAACCAGACAAAUGGAAUGAUAAACAGCUACUUAGACGUAAUGCUGACAGACUAUCUCGAACACCACAUAGCUGGAUUAACGGAGUCAAUAGUAGGUGACGUACAAAAGGACUGACGUAAAAGAGUGCUUCAGUCCUGAUGACUUUUUUAUUUGUCACAGCUCAAUGAGGAAAUUAUAUAUGUUUGGAUUUGUAAGCUCAUUGUCAGCGAUAAUUAUAUCCAUACUCCCUGUAAGCACUUCCACAGCCGAACUUGCAGAGUUUGUUUUUUUUUUUGUUUGGGUCAUGAAAGAGAUUUGGGAAGAAAAAAACAGUAUCCGAUGGCAGCUUCUCUGCUGAUGCACACAGGGUUUGACAGAAUCCCCUUACUAACAAAACUGUAUUGCACCAUUUAACAAUAUAUAACACUAGUUUGCUUUUUCUCUCACCCCCCUUUUUACAGAUGACACAGGGCUGAUUGCAAACGUAGCACACAGCUGCCUGGAUGAGGAGGAGGAGGAGAGAGGUCCUGCCAGGAUCUGCCGUGUGGCACUGCUGCGUCCUCAACUCAAACCUGGCUGAAAGACGGAGCUGAGGGUAGUGACAGGACAGGGCAAUGGAGGUGCCUCUUGUUAAUUUUGAGAACAUGGACGAUGUCGGCAUCAACCUGGGUGAUCCGAGUGACUCCGGGUACCCGACCUCACCCAUCUCAGAAGCCCCUGAUCAGAAUCUGUUAACGCACCAUGCAAGUUCUCCUCACCAGUCGCCACACAGAGGACGGCGAGGGUAUCAGUCUGGUCAAGAGGGGCUGUCACCGACCUCUCCCCCGACGCUGACGACAAAAGCGAACUCCAGCAGCAGCAGCCUGAUCUCCAAUCUGAAGCUCCUCAUCAACAGUGAAUCUCCAAGCGACAGUGUCUUCAGUAAGAUGCCGAGGGAUUGUUUUGACAAUGAAGAUUUGCUUGAAAGACAAUACUUGGAAGGAAAAGACGAGAAAGUUGUCAUCAAUAUCUCAGGACUGAUGUUUGAGACACAGCUCAGCACACUCAAUAAGUUUCCAGAGACAGUGCUUGGUGACCCCAUGAAGCGAAUAAAUUAUUUUGAUCCAAUGAGAAAUGAAUACUUCUUUGACAGAAAUCGUCCAUCAUUUGAUGGGAUUCUGUACUUCUACCAGUCUGGAGGAAGAAUCCGUAGACCAGCCAACGUUCCCUUAGAUGUUUUUGCUAAUGAAAUAGUUUUCUAUGAGUUGGGUCAUGAAGCAAUGGAGCAGUUCCGUGAAGAUGAAGGGUUUAUCAAAGAGCCCGAGGUGCUGUUGCCCACCAAUGAACUCCAGCGACAGUUCUGGCUCUUGUUUGAAUACCCAGAAAGUUCCAGUGCUGCCAAAUCUGUAGCUCUGGUCUCUGUAAUGGUCGUUGUCAUUUCCAUCUUUAUCUUCUGCCUGGAGACUCUUCCGGAGUUCAGGGAGGACAAUGAUUUUCUCCUGGGUGCGUCCCGAACUAUCAAUGGUUCUGUGUCUCGUCCUGCCACUAAAAACUUCAUGUCUUACGUAACGGACCCCUUUUUUAUUGUGGAGACCAUUUGCAUCAUUUGGUUUUGCUUUGAAGUUGGUGUCCGCUUUGUGGUCUGCCCAAGCAAAAGUGAUUUCUUCAAUAACAUUAUGAACAUAAUUGACAUUGUCUCCAUUAUCCCCUACUUUGUAACCCUGGGCACAGAGCUGGCUACAACUCCCGAUGACGACGUGAACGCAGGUCAGAACAUGUCGUUAGCAACGCUAAGAAUCAUCCGCCUUGUGAGAGUUUUCAGAAUUUUCAAACUCUCCCGACACUCAAAAGGCCUUCAGAUCUUGGGUCAGACGUUGAAAGCGAGUAUGAGGGAACUGGGGCUGCUCAUUUUCUUCCUUUUUAUAGGAGUCAUCCUGUUCUCAAGUGCCAUCUACUUUGCAGAAGUGGAUGAGCCCCAGACGCAGUUUGUCAGCAUCCCUGAUGGCUUCUGGUGGGCUGUGGUGACAAUGACCACCGUGGGAUACGGAGACAUGUGCCCCAUCACCAUGGGAGGCAAAAUGGUCGGCACUCUCUGUGCCAUUGCUGGUGUCCUGACCAUUGCCUUGCCUGUCCCUGUCAUCGUAUCCAACUUCAACUAUUUUUACCACAGAGAGACUGAGCAGGAGGAGAAGCAGGUGAUGGAUGCAGCGGCAGAGGCUGCCCAGAAAAUGUCAGCUGCUAAAACUAAGUACGGAAGCACGCCUUCGCUGAACAAAAGUAACGGUACCUGGUAGAACGAGAAGAAUAGAGGUCACUGACUGAGUCGCUAUUUAUUUAUGUCCACGGCAGGAAAAAACGAAACAUGUCCGUGAGUCAGAUACGGUUAAUCACUAUUUUGUACUCCAAACAUGGCAGCAUUUAUGCAUAUUACUACAGUAUUGAUGGGCACUGUGUGGUGGUGGGACAGCCUUUACACAAGUUGUCUGUCUAUUUGUGGAUGUGUCAAAGUGCAAUUAAUACAACUUAGCAACUACUACAGCUAUGAUUUGAAAUCCAGUGCAGUCUGAAGAAAAAAAAAAGUCUUGUCUCUCUCGUUGACAACUAAAGACAAACAUUUGACCUUGAAAAUGCACAGUUAGAGGAAAUGAAAGCACAUGAAAUUGGGGGUAUUCAAGGAACUACACUGAAUCUAAUCAAAGCAAGCUAGUAGCAUUGGGCGUAAUUUGGAGGUUUCAACCGCGGUGUCAUUGUAACCUGCUGUACAUAAGGGAUCCUAACGUUUAAGGGGGUUCUUACACAAUUGUGGUUGCUCUGAACUAACGGUCGUCAGCAGUUCUCAGCUCAGGUCCACAGGCAUACGAAGCAAAGCUAUGCAAAACAUUGUAAAUUCAUUCCACAAAUGAAAUGAACUCCAAAAUCUUUUUAUAACCAUUGCAAGCUGGACGUGUACUCGGAGCUCGCGUUACAUCACAGAUCCAUAUAUUAGUCUACACUUCUUUGUAUUCUGCAAAAGUGAAAGAUAACUUUGAACGAUUUUUCAAGGACAGGUGAACGUGUUCCGUAUGAGGAGAGAGAGAAAAGGACAUCAGCACACACAGUGUCUCAUCAGCAAAUCUAUAGCUCAGUGCAGGCCCUUCAUCUGACACAGCGUAACUAUAGCUGUGUGAUAAACAGUUGGCACGUUUGCAUGUCUAGAUACAGUAGUCUGCAGAAUAUGAAGUCAAUCGUUGAAACUGCUCGGCAUCAGCUGUAUUAUAGCACGAGCAUUCAGGUCAUUUUAACUACUGUCUAUGGAUGCACUUUUGUUCAUUGGCAUUUUGCACUAGCUUGUGAGGAUUUAGCUGUUUAGGCAAUCACCAUCGUCUAUCAUGUUAUUAUAAUGUGAAUUUGCCCUUUAAAAACCAUAUCAAUAUAAUGCACUGAGAAUUU
Messenger RNA from Solea senegalensis (Senegalese sole), 4637 nucleotides. RefSeq names its product potassium voltage-gated channel subfamily A member 10. The transcript is spliced from 2 exons. Gene Ontology annotation, molecular function: delayed rectifier potassium channel activity; protein binding. NCBI's taxonomy places the organism in Eukaryota, Metazoa, Chordata, Actinopteri, Pleuronectiformes, Soleidae. The record is from RefSeq and is a predicted model, not a curated record. Gene Ontology annotation, cellular component: membrane; voltage-gated potassium channel complex. Gene Ontology annotation, biological process: potassium ion transmembrane transport; protein homooligomerization. The coding region runs from base 1844 to 3502 and encodes 552 amino acids.